Molecule: messenger RNA, 7714 nt
Organism: Ornithorhynchus anatinus (platypus)
Lineage: Eukaryota; Metazoa; Chordata; Mammalia; Monotremata; Ornithorhynchidae
Gene: SLC6A4
Product: solute carrier family 6 member 4
Exons: 14
Coding region: 364-2328 (654 amino acids)
Biological process (GO): sodium ion transmembrane transport; serotonin uptake
Cellular component (GO): plasma membrane; neuron projection
Molecular function (GO): serotonin:sodium:chloride symporter activity; serotonin binding
Source: RefSeq, a predicted model, not a curated record
UUUGGCUAAAAGUGACGCAAAAAUUCUUCAAGAGCUCUUUGGCAGCGGAUUAUCUGCAAAUCAGACCAUGUGAGAGGGUUGGAGUACAAAAACCUCCCCGGCACGCUGGACGGGCUUCAGGCUCAGUGGCAGAGCCUCCGGAGUGAAUUUAGGGUUAGGGUUACGGAGACUUGGAUAAUUCCUUGGGAAAAGGCCCUCAGACGCAUCUGAAAGGCAGAAAUAGGCUGUGCCACUGGCCCAGAAGCCAUAAAGCCAGGAGAAGAUUCCCGGGGGACCCGGACUUGCCAAGAGCAGCUGGAGAGCUGGGUCUCUGCACCCCAACCAGUUGCAAAUGGACAGCAGCAUCAUCUCCUAACCGGCAGCAUGGAGAAGAAGUCUGGUUCCGAGACCACGCCCCUGAACUCCAAGAAAGAGCCGGUGGCCUGUAAGGACAGGGAAGACUGUCGGGAAAACGGGCUCCUGGCACAGGAUCCAAGAGGGCAAGUGGGCCAGGGGGGCAAGACAGAGUCAGGCCGGAUCUCCAAUGGAUACUCGGCCAUUCAGAGCCCCGGCAGCGGGGUGGGAGCCAGCGAGGACUCCCAGUGCCCCCUCCCUCCGGCCUCCACCAAUACAACCACCACCUCCACCGUCACUGCUGCCGCUUCAGGGGCCGAGGCUCACCAGGAGGAACGUGAGACCUGGGGGAAGAAAAUGGACUUCCUCCUCUCGGUCAUCGGCUAUGCCGUGGACCUGGGCAACGUUUGGCGCUUCCCCUAUAUAUGUUACCAGAAUGGAGGAGGCGCGUUCCUCAUCCCGUACACCAUCAUGGCCAUCUUCGGCGGGAUCCCUCUCUUCUAUAUGGAGCUAGCCCUGGGCCAGUACCACCGGAAUGGCUGCAUUUCCAUAUGGAAGAAAAUCUGCCCAAUUUUCAAAGGCAUCGGCUAUGCCAUCUGCAUUAUCGCCUUCUACAUCGCCUCGUACUAUAACACCAUCAUGGCCUGGGCCCUCUACUACCUCAUCUCUUCCUUCACGGACCAACUGCCGUGGACCAGCUGCAAAAAUCCCUGGAACACAGGCAACUGCACCAACUACUUUGCCGACGGCAACGUGACCUGGACACCCUAUUCCAAAUCUCCCGCUGAAGAAUUUUAUACCCGCCACGUGCUGCAGGUGCAUCGGUCCAAAGGACUGCACGACCUUGGGGGCGUGAGCUGGCAGCUGACCCUCUGCUUGAUGCUCAUCUUCACGAUUGUCUACUUCAGCAUCUGGAAAGGGGUCAAAACAUCUGGCAAGGUGGUGUGGGUGACGGCUACAUUUCCGUACAUCAUACUAUCUAUCCUGCUCGUCCGAGGAGCGACCCUGCCGGGGGCCUGGAGGGGCGUCCUCUUCUACCUGAAGCCCAAUUGGCAGAAACUCCUGGAGACUGGGGUCUGGGUGGAUGCUGCAGCUCAGAUCUUUUUCUCCUUGGGGCCCGGCUUUGGGGUCUUGUUGGCUUUUGCCAGCUACAACAAGUUCAACAACAACUGCUACCAAGAUGCCCUGGUGACCAGCUCCGUGAACUGCAUGACCAGCUUCAUGUCAGGAUUUGUCAUCUUCACGGUGCUCGGCUAUAUGGCUGAAAUGAGGAACGAGGAUGUGUCCGAGGUGGCUAAAGACACAGGACCCAGUCUCCUGUUCAUCACCUACGCAGAAGCCAUUGCCAACAUGCCAGCUUCCACCUUCUUCGCCAUCAUCUUCUUCCUGAUGCUGAUCACCCUGGGCCUGGACAGCACGUUUGCAGGUCUGGAGGGCGUGAUUACUGCUGUGCUUGAUGAGUUCCCACACAUCUGGGCCAAGCGCCGGGAAUGGUUUGUGCUCGGCGUCAUCGUCACCUGCUUCCUGGGCUCGUUAUCCACCCUGACCUUUGGAGGGGCGUAUGUGGUGAAGCUGUUUGAAGAAUAUGCCACGGGACCAGCGGUGCUCACCGUCGUGCUCCUGGAAGUUAUCGCGGUGGCAUGGUUCUAUGGCAUCACCCAGUUCUGUAGGGACGUGAAGGAAAUGCUUGGCUUCAGCCCGGGCUGGUUUUGGAGGAUCUGCUGGGUAGCCAUAAGCCCCAUCUUUCUCCUGGUCAUCAUUUGCAGUUUUCUGAGCAGCCCCCCGCAGCUCCGACUAUUUGAUUACACUUAUCCCCCUUGGACAGUCAUCCUGGGUUACUGCAUUGGGACUUCAUCUUUCAUCUGCAUUCCCAUCUAUGUGAUCUAUCGGUUGGUCAUCACUCCGGGAACAUUCAAAGAGCGAAUUCUUAAAAGUAUCACUCCAGAGACAGCUACAGAGAUUCCCUUUGGGGAUGUCCGCAUGAAUGCUAUCUAACAAGCUGCCGAGGGAGUGGAAAAUGGCAUUCCUAAGUAUAUCUCUCCCUGCCCUGCCUUCCUGCCCCUCUUCCUCCCCCAUCAAAUGAACUGAGUUUCCAGCUGAGCCAAGGAAUGGGAGGGCGCUGCCCGGCCAGACCCUGCGAGCCACGGGCACCUGGACAUGAGGAUCCGCAUUCAGAUCCACAUUCUCCCCCGACCCCCUUCUUCCCAUGUCAUCCGCUGGACAUCGCCAAGAAGCUUCUCACAGUCCUCUGAACUGGUCCACGUGGGAAGUGUGAGGGUGUGUUUGAGUGCUUGGCUGCGGGCAGCUGCUACUGUCUGGAUGUGCGAAGGAGUUGGUGUGAACCACUGUUGGGAAAUCUCAGCAGCUGGGAUUAGAGUCUGUGAGAGUGCUCCGAUACCUUCUCCAUAUGAUCAUUUGAAUCAGACCAUACCGUUUGUGCUUUCUGAGGGUUCCAGUGUCAAGUGAGUGUAUAACCUGGGUCAGAGAACACAGGGACAUUGUUCUGAUAGCCAUAUAUUAUCUGAGUAAUACACACAGCUCUACGGCUGGAAAUUUUUAACAAACCUUGUGUGGCUGUGGAGUAGGCAGAGGAAGAUGUAGUAAGCUAUCCUGGAAAAUAUGGGGGGCGGUGUGUUUAUACGGACUGUACUACUGUUACCAUAUUACACAUCCCAUUGGCCUCCUUUCUCCCUCUUUCCUCUAAUGGUUUUUGGCACUCUACAAACCAUAUAUACCUUUCUUCAUUCUUUUCCUGCAGCUACGUAUCUUUACACUUACAUAUGUAAAUCUACACAAACACACAUCACCUGAAAGCUCUACAUCCCAUAAGGAAUCAAGCUUCUUCCCUUUUUAUGCGGCCACUGGUCUUCAGCUUCCUCUCUGUUGCCUUUCCCCCAGAACCAUGAUGCUAUUCCAUAGGCAAAUCUGGCUGUCUUUAUUUUUGCAAAUUGCAGUUUGAGAUCUGUCUUGAUGAGCCUGAAUCUCUCACCUCUCCAGUCAAGUGAGAUCAGUUUUUUUCCCCUUCUGUGCUUCAGGGAGGAGUUGAAGACAAACAGCUUGGGGUAAAUGAUCCAGUUUGACAACGCAACAUUCUGCAACCGGUCCCCGCAUUUAACUAUGUAGCAAUUUACUAGGCCAUUCUACGACAGCUUCGGCAGACUGACACAGAAAGGGAUGAAACCAGACAAGUGUGCCACUGGGCUUAUCUUCUCCCCACUUUGCCCCUAGGAUGACCGAGUCUGGCAUAGGCCAGCCCUGUCUUUUCUCAGCCAGUCAAUUUCCCAGUCUGCUAGAAAAAGAAAGGGACGCUGGCAAGUUGGAACGCAAGUGAAAGGAGAGACAAAACUUCCUCACUGACAACCAGAAGAGCGAAACCUCAACUCGAGAAACACCACUCAAUCGAUCCAGAAAGCAUCAAGGACUUGGUGCAAAUGGAAUUGAGUUCCCAAAGCUUCAGCGCAGGGAGAGUCCCUCAUUUAGCCAAGCCCUGAUUUGAUCUGGACCUUAAGUUUAUAACCCAUGGCAGAGAAUCAAGGUGGGGGGAGGGAAGGUCUUCUUCUAGUUUCCUUGCUCUCCUCCUCCCUUCACCUGCUUCUAAUAUCCCCAUUUCUGCUCAUCACAAGUCGGUUCGGGUCUGCACUGCAACAGGAAAAGUGGGAGGGUGAUGACUCGCGGGGACUAGGAAUGGCCUUUCAGCGCCAUAUUGUUCUUGUCUCACCUCUUUCCUUCCCAACCUUUUUCUUGCUUGUACAGUGCCGAGGUGGGUGGCCCCAAGUAGAAGGUGGUAUUGGACUAUCACAAAAUUCCCCUCCCCACAAAAUCCUCUGGGGUUCCUUACAAGAAAAUAGCACUUACUAUCUUGGGGGUUACCUGCUGUCAUCAAACCAUCUACUGGAUCUGGUAAACUGAUGCUCUCCUGGCAAACCCUACACAGCAUCUGGAGAAAGAAAGCAAACUUUGAGGCGGCUGAGGCGAGUCACUGACACAGUCUCCAGUUUAUCAAACAAAUGGAAUCGGAGACAAGACAGCCCACGUGGUGGAAGAAGGCUAACGACUAAGGAAUGUGGAGAUGAGCUGAGAUGGGCCGUGAAAAACCUGCAGCACGAGUAGCUAAACCUGAGGCCAGGGCAUGGGGAGAAGGGCCUGCAGAAUAUGGAGAGAUGCAGGGAAGAGAACAGUCCAUCCUUGGAAUAUCUUCUCCAACUCACCCAGUCUGGAACUUGGAAAUGAGAAGCCAUCCACUAAUACUCUUGGCUGGGAGAAGGCUGCUAAGAGAUGAUUAGCAGAGUUCAGCGGAGCGACAGGUUAAUUCUGAACAUACUUCUUGACCACAGGGCAAGCAGGGUGUCUGCAGGUCUGCACUUUUUGCAGGGACAUUUUCACUGGGUUGUGGAAAACCAGAGACUGAUUGUUAUGAUCCAUUCCUUAUUCUUUUGCCAAACCCUUUUAACUGAUCCACCAGAAAUGGCCGGGACUUUCAGAAACCCAUUGUGCUUGAGAAAGAAGUAGCUUCUGGAGACGAUUUCCUAAAGGGAAAUGUCAUUAAUGUUGCCGAAAAACACUUUUUAAAAGUCUUUCAAAAAUCCUCAAGUCAAAUACAAUGCUAAAGCAAAAGUGAAAAUUGUCCAUUUCAGAAUUAAAAAUUCAACUUUUCUGACUUUUGAAGGUUUGCCACUUUGGGAAAUAGCUAUAAGUUGGCAGAGCAGACGGUGCAAGCUGAAAUUUUCAAUCAUGCAUAAGAAAUGUUAGAAAGAAAAUGACUCAUAUUUGCAUCCUGCAGUUAUGAGGUCUGCUCUGCUCCUCCUAACACUCCCCCAACCUUCCCCAGCCAUGUCAUCACCCCUUUCAAAACUUCAAGAAAUCCUGAUUCCAGAUUUCCCUGCUUCAGUCCCUUUUUGGUGGUCAGGAAGAUAGGUGUCUUUGAUGAACAGCCUUCUGACAAGCUAGAAUGAAACCAGUUGGAGAGAUUCCUGCUUUCUUGCCUUUAAGGAGGAGAAGAUUGGACCACGUAAGCUGGUUAGGUCUGUCAAAUGUUUCUGAUUUAGAGCCCACCAACUCUUGCAAAACAUAAACCUGGAAAAACAAAGUAAUGGAUUGUUUAAUUUUUGUGCAGUUACGCAAACACCCUACGCAAUGCCCAGUAACUGACUAUUCCUGUUGAAACCAGCUUGGAUCCUUUUCUCAGCAUUCGCCUGGCAUAUAAAUCAGCACUCGGCAUUUGGAGAUAAGAGCAAUUACUAUGCUGAGCUGGAUUCUGGGGGCUCCACAUGUCUCUAACAAGCCUUAGAUUAGUCCCCACCACUCGAUUACGGGAAAAGGGCACUUAGCUCUCGUGUUGGCAUCUCAGGCUUCAAACAUGUGAAGUCAAAACAAAAUAGCCCUUAUCCUACUUAGCUAGCAAGUUGCAUUUUUUAAGUCACCAUUGCACACCCCUGAUCCCCUGCCCCCACGAUGGUUUCAGGUUAAGGUAACUUACGUGAACUAAUCUGAAAAAGCAACACUUCUGUGCACAGAUGGGAGCUCCUUACCACUCUUAGGAAAUGGAGUUUACAGAUUUGCUCCCUGUGCUCAUUCAGAAAGCUCUAGCCCAAGCUCUAGUCUUUCUGUAAUGCCAAAGGAGAUUCUUCACAAUUGGGAUUUUUGAUGUGUUUCAUUAAGACCCCGUAAGACUAUAUGAUGGCUUUUUUAAAAUGAUUUCUCCAAAUCCCUCCGUGUCAUCUUCCGUUUUAACGCGUGGCCUCAAGCCUCUUGAUUCCCUGCUAAUUUGUGGACCCUAAAUUUCCAAGAUAAUGAAACAAUCUGGUGCCUCUUGGGAGUUCAGUCCACUCCAUUAGAGGCCAUGAGUGCCUCAGAACCUUUCAAGGUCUAACUAUUUUCCAGUCCGACCUGGGUGUUUAAAGUUCUAAAAAAGAGUGGGUUUGGACAUUUCCAGUCCCUUGGGAAAAAUAACCUCUUCCCACAUGGUUCAACAGACAUCUAUUUUUGUGGAGAAAGUAGACAUUUUAAUAGUUUGUCCUUCCUUUCCAAGUACUUCCAGUUUCUUUCUUUUAUAAAAUUUUGGAAUUUAGUCAGUCUCCUUCAGUGAUUUUACUGGAUGUGCUGAUGGGUUAUAAAUCUCAAGAAACUUUAAGCUUCUGACGAGGGAGUCCUUUUCUUGUGAAAUGGACCAGGGUAAAUUCCCAUUCCACAGAAAAUAGCAUAGUAAUGACAGCAUCAGUUGCCUCUGGUUACUUAGUGUCAAUUAUCGACAUCCCAAGGCACCCCAUUAUCCCAUGCAAAGAGGCUCCCAAGGUCAUUUGCAAACCAUUUAAAAUUGAUUUUCCCUGUUGACCAACCCUCCUUUAGCAGGAGAGCGAACCUUUGCCUUACGGGUUGUCGGGAAAGUGUUGGUGCUAUAUCUGUCCACCUAGAGUCUGCUGCCUUCCCUAAAGUCAGGAAAGCCGAGCGGACGGCAGAUGAAAAAUCUGGGCUAGGGAUUUAAAGUAAAAAAUGGGUUGGCUUGUCUCAAGACAGGAAGGCGCCGAAUAACCCUGAUGGCCACUCAGGGGCUUUUCCAAUCUUGUGAAAAGCAGGGUUCGUAAGCUGCCUGACAUUCUACAAACCCUGCCACUUUACCCCAACAGGCUGAGCGACUCUCUUUCCUACUUAAAGUUCACUAGCCUUCUAGGAUAGCCAAUCAAUGGAGACAACAGGAUUUUGAAGACGAGACUUUUCUGUAUCUCUUAAUACAGAACCGAUUCAGUGGAAUUCCCUGGUGACUUGGGGGCUGGGUCUCCUUUCAAUCUCAGGUGGGUUAAUCCCCCAAGUGUCGAGGCCCCAGGUUGGCUUCCAUGAGACUGUCAGGACUGACAUCCCCCCAGUCUACGAACAUGUUACAUCGUGACACAAAUAAGGCCAGACACACUGACGUCUCAAUCCACCGAUCCUUACUUAAAGACAUUUACACAAGGAAUUGUUCACAAACUGCCAAUCUCCACCGAGGGACCCGGCCAUACCAAUUAGAAAAGACAUUGUGCCUUUUGCCUUCCUCUCUUGUUAGGCUGGUUCUAAAUAGGCCUCCUUUCAAUUUGAGAUGGCCUUAUGUAGGCUCCAAUAUCUUUCACCCAUUCAGAUCACCUCAUGAAUCACAAUAACAUGAGAACUUCCAAAGCUUUUGUUCUUUAAUGAACUGGAGGCAUGUUUACUUUUAAGCUUUGGUAACAGAAAUAAACUGGAGUUUUAUUUGUACAGAACCAAAUAUCCUCCCUUCAACAUGUAUAUGAUGCACCUGUAAUUAAUUUAUGCAAUUGUUUAGUUAUAAAUGUUUCCAAGCUAGAUUGUAAGUUCAUCAGUAUGUGCCUUGUGCUGUUACUGUAAUAAAUUUAAUAUCAUUAUAAAUGAA